CUGAAAUCGUCUAUAAAUAUGCCAUCAACCUUUCAAUCUGAUUCUAUUUUCCUGGAACCCUUUUCCCCAAUUCCAACAAACAAUCCCUUUCUGUCUCUCCGAAUUUUCUCUCUCUCUUUUGCUUCAAUCGAUCAACAAUGGCGGACUACUACUUGUGCGGCGACUGCAAGAGACAAACCGAAGUAGUCUACGAUCACACCUCCGGCGAUACCGUCUGCUCCGAAUGCGGCCUCGUCUUGGAGUCUCACUCCAUCGACGAAACCUCCGAAUGGCGGACCUUCUCCGAUUCCGGCAACAAUGCGGACCCUAACCGUGUCGGCGGCCCUACAAAUCCUCUCCUCGGCGACAUGGCUCUCACCACCGUCAUCUCCGAUACCAACGGUACCUUCCGUAAAUCCACCGCCGCUUCCGUAGACAAGAAGUCGAACCGCCUCCAAUCGGCGUUUGGCACCAUCGCUACGAUGGCGGACCGCCUUUCGCUUGUCCCUGCGAUCAAGAAUCGCGCAAACGAGAUUUAUAAGAAUCUGCUGGACAACAAGAAUCACAAGUCUAGCCGGGGAAAGAGCGACGCCGUGCUCGCCGCCUGUCUGUUCGUCGCUUGCCAGGAGGAAAAACUACCGCGAACACUGAAAGAAGUCUGCUCCGUCGUCGCUCCCGGAACGACGAAGAAAGACAUAGGGAGGGCUAAAUUGUUCAUAAUGCAGCACCUGAAAAACGAUGAGGAUGAUAAUAAUAAUGAUAAUAAAACUAACGACAUUAAUAACAAUAACAGGGUGAUAAGUGCUACUGAUUUUGUUAGGAGGUUUUGUUCAAACUUGGGAACUAUGGAUCACCGUGCUGUGAAGGCGGCAUACGAGGCGGUCCAAACCUCAGAGGAGGAGAUCGACGUAAGGAGGAGUCCAUUAUCGCUGGCGGCCGCUGUGAUAUACAUUGUUUGCCAGCUAAUUGAAGAGAAGAAACGGCCCUCUUUAAGAGACAUUGCUGUUGCUACUGGUGUUGCUGAGGGGACUAUUAAGAGUGCAUUUAAGGAUCUUAGGCCUCAUCUUAGUAAGAUUGUUCCUAGCUGGUUCGCCUCUGGGGAUGAAUUGAAGAAUGUGUGCACUCUUUAGAUGAUGAUGAUGAUGAUGGAGAUUGUUCCUAGCUGGGAAAUCAAGGCCAUGAAAUUCAAGAAGAAUGAAUUGGAAUUUUUUUGGGGGGGUGGGUUUGGUGGACUGCACACAAGUCACAACCAUAUUAAUUUUGUUGUUUUUGGUAGAUAGUUGGAGUGGUUUUGGUAGUAGUAUGUUAACAACUGUGAAAAAGAACACACAAUUUUGCAAUUGGUUUAUUAUUGUUGUGAAUUCAAUAUUAAACAUACGGAGAUAAAGUGA
This is a messenger RNA of Spinacia oleracea (spinach), 1370 nucleotides long. RefSeq names its product transcription initiation factor IIB-2-like. The record is from RefSeq and is a predicted model, not a curated record. Gene Ontology annotation, biological process: DNA-templated transcription initiation; transcription preinitiation complex assembly. Gene Ontology annotation, cellular component: transcription preinitiation complex; nucleus. NCBI's taxonomy places the organism in Eukaryota, Viridiplantae, Streptophyta, Magnoliopsida, Caryophyllales, Amaranthaceae. Gene Ontology annotation, molecular function: TBP-class protein binding. The coding region runs from base 138 to 1109 and encodes 323 amino acids. The transcript has a single exon.